CGGGCUUCGCAGACCACGGAGCUACAAAGGCCGAGAGGGAAUGAGUGGGAGGCGGGAGAGCGCAGAUCCUACCCUCACAGAGCCAAGCCCUGCGCUACCAGCUUGGCCCGCGCAGGCCUGAGGCCACCGGGCGGGAAACCUCUUCGGCGAUUCCGUCGCGGGGCUGCCAGGCAAGCGAGUGGGUGUGUGCGUGGGGGCGGCCAAACUUCCUGUCCCGCGCUUGAACUGCUUCCGGCAGGAGCCGGAAGACGCUCUGUGUGGACAGAAUUCGGGACCGACUGACUGACGGACUGCUGCCCGGGACUGUAAGACGACAUUGAUUACCCAGCCAGCACAGCAUCUUACAGGAAAAGCAUAGCACUUCCUAGAGGAAUAUGAGCACAACAAGAAGGUGUCAUUGACUCUGAAUUAAAAUUUUAACCUGUCCCCUGAACAGCUACAGAAUUUGGAAGCUGAAUCAAUGUUAUCAGAUGAGUUAGAAUCCAAACCAGAGCUCCUGGUACAGUUUGUUCAGAAUACGUCCAUCCCCCUGGGACAGGGGUUAGUAGAAUCAGAAGCUAAAGACAUAACUUGCUUGUCCCUACUUCCAGUGACUGAAGCCUCAGAAUGCAGUCGGCUAAUGUUACCAGAUGAUACUCCAAAUCAUACGAACUCCUCCAAGGAGGUUCCUUCCUCGGCUGUGUUGAGAAGCCUUCAGGUGAAUGUGGGUCCAGACGGAGAAGAGACGAGGGCUCAGACUGUACAGAAGUCUCCAGAGUUUUUGUCCACUCCAGAGUCCCCUAGCUUGUUGCAAGAUCUACAGCCAAGUGAUAGCACUUCUUUUAUUCUUCUUAACCUAACAAGAGCAGGUCUGGGCUCUUCAGCCGAACACUUGGUAUUUGUACAAGAUGAGGCAGAGGAUUCAGGGAAUGAUUUCCUCUCCAGUGAGAGCACAGACAGUAGCAUUCCCUGGUUCCUCCGGGUUCAGGAGUUGGCCCAUGACAGUUUGAUUGCUGCUACUCGGGCACAGCUGGCAAAGAAUGCAAAAACCAGCAGCAAUGGAGAAAAUGUCCACCUUGGUUCUGGUGAUGGGCAACCCAAAGAUUCUGGGCCCCUUCCUCAAAUGGAGAAGAAGCUCAAGUGUACAGUUGAAGGCUGUGACCGGACAUUUGUGUGGCCUGCUCACUUUAAGUACCACCUCAAAACUCAUCGAAACGACCGCUCCUUUAUCUGCCCUGCAGCAGGUUGUGGGAAAAGCUUCUAUGUACUACAGAGGCUGAAGGUGCACAUGAGAACCCACAAUGGGGAGAAGCCCUUUGUGUGCCCUGAGUCCAACUGUGGUAAGCAGUUCACUACAGCUGGAAACCUGAAGAACCACCUGCGCAUCCACACAGGAGAGAAGCCUUUCCUUUGUGAAGCCCAAGGAUGUGGCCGUUCCUUUGCUGAGUAUUCUAGUCUUCGAAAACAUUUGGUGGUUCACUCAGGAGAGAAGCCACAUCAAUGUCAAGUCUGUGGAAAGACCUUCUCUCAGAGUGGGAGCAGGAAUGUGCACAUGAGAAAGCAUCACUUGCAGAUGGGAGCAGCUGGGAGUCAAGAGCAGGAACCAGCUGCUGAGCCACUAAUGGGCAGUAGUUUGCUUGAAGAGGCUUCAGUAACCAGUAAAAACCUGGUGUCUAUGAAUUCUCAGCCCAGCCUUGGUGGAGAGUCCUUGAACCUACCAAAUACCAAUUCUAUCCUAGGAGUUGAUGAUGAGGUGCUUGCUGAAGGAUCCCCGCGCCCCCUGUCUUCAGUGCCUGAUGUGACACAUCACCUGGUGACCAUGCAGUCGGGGCGGCAGUCGUACGAGGUUUCUGUCUUAACUGCUGUAAAUCCACAGGAGGACAUCUUACUGCCCUAGUGGAAAUGACAGCAUCAAGUGGUCCAAGUGCUGUCCCAAGUUACUAAACCAAGGAGAUUUAACUGAAAGACGGACAUGAGCCAUGGGUGCUGACUCCCGGAAAAGCAGCUUUGUCUGAUCCCAGAGUGCAUUCAGUAGGAACAGGAUGCUUAUGGCUCACAAUUUGCCAGAACCAAAACAAAAAAGGACCCCACUUUGCCUCUGUUCAUCUUUCCUGGCCUAGAAGAUGAAUGUGGGAGAGCUUCUCUUCGGUUACCAUCUGAUCCAGACAAGGAAGAAAGCAGUGAAUAUGGGCUGGGUAACUGGACCUACCUCUCUUCCCACUGCACAGUUUUGGGAUGGACUUCUCCCAAAAGUGAGUUUGAUUAUGUGUUGGCUGCGGUUUCUCAGUAAGACUGUCGAGGGGAGGUUUUCCUUUGAAGAGUUUUCAUCCCAGACUGAGCUGUCUUUUCACUUGGGUGAACUAAAUCCUGCCACCAACCAUAAAACUUCACCAAGAAGUUCAGCUUUCAAGAUGCCUUGUUGCUUUGGAGAAGGGUGUGAUGUCAGUCCUGUUGUGACAUUCUCCCUUUAGCAACCUGAGUAUGAGACUCUCCGCCACUGGGCUGCAAAAAAAUAAAUUACUUGAAUCCCUGCUUGGCCCAAGCUGAGGUACUCUUUUGUCCUAAUCACCUCUACUUGGCCACUUUGCUUUCUUUGUUUAUGGAACAUACAGUAGCAUGUUAAGAGGGGUUUUUUUUUGUUUUUUUUUUUAAGUUAAAAAUCAUAUGAUUCAGAGCUUCAAUUGUUUUUCCUUUAAAUAAAACAGCUGGUCACUUCUUUG
This is a messenger RNA of Bubalus bubalis (water buffalo), 2699 nucleotides long. RefSeq names its product zinc finger protein 410 (gene ZNF410). The record is from RefSeq and is a predicted model, not a curated record. Lineage: Eukaryota; Metazoa; Chordata; Mammalia; Artiodactyla; Bovidae. Gene Ontology annotation, biological process: regulation of transcription by RNA polymerase II. The transcript is spliced from 13 exons. The coding region runs from base 461 to 1876 and encodes 471 amino acids. Gene Ontology annotation, molecular function: RNA polymerase II cis-regulatory region sequence-specific DNA binding; DNA-binding transcription factor activity, RNA polymerase II-specific. Gene Ontology annotation, cellular component: transcription regulator complex; PcG protein complex.